AGCAAAUCACACUGGACUGUCAAGGCGGGUUAGUUAGUACAAGGUUUGUGUAUGCGCUCGAGGCACGCGAGUACCACCACACGUGCCAGGCCACACCACCAUCGACUACGCCGAUCUCAUGCCCGCCAGCUAGAGGUGUAUAUAAGUCUUUGGUCAUCCCCCCCGCCUCCUCCUCGUGCUCACAAGCCUCUCCGUGCCACCCGCGCCUUGCACGACAUCUCAUCGUUGCGAGAAGACUUCCUUGGGCCUCGACGCAUCUUCAGAGUCCACUUCUCUCUCCCCCCCCCCUCUCUCUCUUUCCCAGAUCUGCCACCAUGGGUUUCAAGGAGUUUGUCAAGCGGCGGUCGCUAAAGGCCCGAGACGACCAGCGGACCAAGGCUGCCGAGCUCACCCUCCGCCAGUCCGUCUAUCCCAUCGCUCUCGUCACCGUCCUCUUCUUCCUCUGGGGUUUCUCAUACGGCCUGCUCGACACCCUCAACAAGCACUUCCAGAACGCUCUCGGCAUCGAGAAGUCGCGUUCCGCUGGUCUCCAGGCCGCCUACUUUGGCGCCUACCCUCUCGCCUCUCUCGGACACGCCAACUGGAUCCUGCGUCACUAUGGCUACCGUGCCACCUUCAUCUGGGGUCUCUUCCUUUACUGUGUUGGUGCCCUCGUCGCCUGGCCCUGCAUUGAGGCUCACUCCUUCGCUGGGUUCUGUGUUGCCAUCUUCAUCAUUGGUAACGGUCUGGGUUCGCUUGAGACCGCUGCCAACCCAUACAUCACCGUCUGUGGUCCUCCCCGCUACUCCGAGAUGCGCAUCAACCUGUCCCAGGCGUUCAACGGCAUCGGCACGAUCCUGGCCCCCCUGAUUGGCUCGUACGCCUUCUUCGGCCUCGAGGACGAGAACGCGGCCAUGGCCAACGUCAAGUGGGUGUACAUUGCCAUUGCGGCCUUCGUCCUGAUGCUCGCCGUGCUCUUCUUCCUCAGCGACAUCCCCGAGAUCACCGACGCCGACAUGGCGUACCAGGCCGCCGAGACGCACGCCGGGUCCGGCGACAAGCCCUUCCGCAAGCAGUACCGCCUGUUCCACGCCGCGUUCGCCCAGUUCUGCUACACGGGCGCGCAGGUCGCCAUCGCCUCCUUCUUCAUCAACUACGUCGACUCGACGCGCCCGGAGUCUGGAGACGUCAUGGCCUCGCAGCUGUUCGCCGGCGCGCAGGGCGCCUUCGCGCUGGGCCGGUUCGUCGGUGUGAUCCUCAUGAAGUUUGUCAAGCCCCGCAUCGUCUUCCUCGUCUUCCUCUCCAGCUGCGUCAUCUUCCUCGCCCCGGCCAUCACCCAGGGCCACAACGUCGGCAUCUCGAUGCUCUACAUUGUCCUCUUCUUCGAGUCCAUCUGCUUCCCCACCAUUGUUGCCCUCGGCAUGCGCGGCCUCGGCCGCCACUCGAAGCGCGGCUCCGGCUUCAUCGUCGGCGGUGUCCUCGGCGGCGCCGUCGUCCCUCCCUUGACCGGUGUCGUCGCCGACCACAAGGGCACGGGUAUGGCCAUGGUCAUCCCCCUCAUCUUCUUCGUCAUGGCCUCGACCUACUCGUUCGCCGUCAACUUUGUCCCCGCCUACCGCAAUAACACCGACGCCUUCACCGAGACCGAGAUUGGCAUUGGCGCGUCGGCCGACGCCGCGGUCGUCGAGAUCGAGAAGGGCGAGGUCGCCGCCGUGGGCACCGACUCGCACCACGAGGCCAAGCACUACCAGUAGAGACUGAAAGAGAUAUAUGAAUAAUUGGUGGGGGCCUUUUUGGUGGGAAGCAUGUUGGUUGUAGGCAUCAUUGUGUAUUGAACAUCGGCAUCAACAACCUUGCUGCAAUGACAACGUUGCAGUUGCAUUCAGUGGCAUGCAGAAGAUUCACCGUCCGGAGGCGUCAUGGCAUGAGCUAUAGACGAAAUAGCAUAUAUCGAAAUUCACGAGAC
This is a messenger RNA of Microdochium trichocladiopsis, 1945 nucleotides long. RefSeq names its product major facilitator superfamily domain-containing protein. Bases 315 to 1733 code for a protein of 472 amino acids. Gene Ontology annotation, molecular function: transmembrane transporter activity. The transcript has 4 exons. NCBI's taxonomy places the organism in Eukaryota, Fungi, Ascomycota, Sordariomycetes, Xylariales, Microdochiaceae. The record is from RefSeq and is a predicted model, not a curated record. Gene Ontology annotation, biological process: transmembrane transport.